Molecule: messenger RNA, 5267 nt
Organism: Anolis carolinensis (green anole)
Lineage: Eukaryota; Metazoa; Chordata; Lepidosauria; Squamata; Anolidae
Gene: fchsd2
Product: FCH and double SH3 domains 2
Exons: 21
Coding region: 184-2481 (765 amino acids)
Biological process (GO): regulation of actin filament polymerization; neuromuscular synaptic transmission
Cellular component (GO): neuromuscular junction; recycling endosome
Molecular function (GO): protein binding
Source: RefSeq, a predicted model, not a curated record
CCCCUCCCACCGCUCGCUUCAGCCCCUGCCGCUGCUGUAGAAGAAGAAGAAGGAGAAGAAGAGGGACCGCGGCCGGCGUCUCCUUCUCUUGCCGCUAUUAUUAUUAUUGCUGCCGCCGUCCGGGGCGGGGAAGGGAUUGAUGUGGAGGCCCAGAGCGGCCCCGCCGCCGCCGUCAUCGCCGCCAUGCAGCCCCCGCCGAGGAAGGUGAAAAUUACUCAAGAACUGAAACUUCUUCAGACUGAACAGAUGACAAAACUUCAAGCUAAACAUCAAGCAGAAUGCGACUUACUUGAAGAUAUGAGGACAUUCAGUCAGAAGAAAGCUGCAAUUGAGAGAGAGUAUGCACAGGGCAUCCAGAAAUUGGCUAGCCAGUACUUAAAGAAAGAGUGGCCUGGGAUAAAAGUUGAAGAGCGAAAUGAUUUUAGGAGCAUGUAUCCAGUGUGGAAAUCAUUUCUUGAAGGCACGGUGCAGGUGGCUCAGUCCAGGCUCAAUAUCUGUGAAAACUAUAAGAACUUAAUUUCGGAACCUGCCAGAGCAGUGAAAUGUUUUAAAGAACAGCAGCUGAAAAAGUGUGUGGAGCAGCUGACCAGGAUCCAGGCUGAACUGCAAGAGACAGUAAAAGAUUUGGCAAAGGGGAAGAAGAAAUACUUUGAAAUGGAGCAGAUGGCUCAUGCCGUCCGUGAAAAGGCCGAUAUUGAGGCCAAGUCUAAACUUAGUCUUUUUCAGUCAAGGAUAAGCUUACAGAAGGCAAGUGUAAAGUUAAAAGCACGGCGCUCUGAGUGUAAUUCCAAAGCUACUCAUGCGAGGAAUGACUACCUUCUCACUUUAGCAGCUGCGAAUGCGCACCAAGAUCGCUAUUAUCAGACGGACUUAGUAAACAUUAUGAAGGCUCUUGAUGGGAAUGUAUACGAUCACCUUAAAGAUUAUAUAAUGGCAUUCAGCAGGACUGAAUUAGAAAUAUGCCAAGCUGUACAAAGCACAUUCCAGUUUCUUUUGGAAACUUCCAGUCGGGUAGUGCGAGAUUAUAAUUUCCAGCUGUUCUUGCAAGAGAACACAGUAUUUCACAAACCACAGUCCUUCCAAUUCCAACCGUGUGACAGCGACACUAGUUUUAGUGCCGUUCAGCUGGUGGAUAUUGAGCCUUCACCUGUCAGUGCUCUGAGAAUGACCUUAGUGGAGAGCCGGCAGUUAGAAUCUGAGACCGGAACAACAGAAGAGCACAGUCUGAACAAGGAAGCCCGGAAAUGGGCCACGCGUGUGGCACGGGAACACAAAAACAUCAUUCACAGUCAACGGGCUCUUGAGGAAUUGGAAUGCCAUGGGCCGACGGCAUCUGAACAGAGCCGAGCAGAGCUGGAACAGAAAAUAGAUGAAACCAGAGAAAACAUCCGCAAAGCUGAGAUAAUAAAGCUGAAAGCUGAAGCUCGACUUGACCUCCUAAAGCAGAUUGGGGUUUCGGUGGAUACGUGGCUGAAAAGUGCAAUGAACCAAGUCAUGGAGGAACUAGAGAACGAACGAUGGGCCAGCCUUCCUACAGUGGCCAACAAUGGCUCUUCGCACUUGCUAAAUGUUGAUAUAGAGAGGGAGGAAGGAGAAGAGCUGGAAGAUGGCAUGGAUGGUUUUGACGACAGCAGUUCCAGUCCUUCUGGUACACUCAGAAAUUAUCCGUUGACCUGCAAAGUUGUAUAUUCAUACAAGGCUUCCCAGCCAGAUGAAUUAACAAUUGAAGAACAUGAGGUUCUGGAAGUGAUUGAAGAUGGAGAUAUGGAAGAUUGGGUAAAGGCACGAAAUAAGGCAGGCCACGUGGGCUACGUGCCUGAGAAGUAUCUGCAGUUCCCGACUUCCAACAGUCUCUUGAGCAUGUUGCAGUCGCUGGCAGCGCUGGACAGCCGGUCUCAUACUUCCAGCAAUUCAACGGAAGCUGAGCUCGUCUCAGGAAGCCUCAACGGAGACUCCAGUGUAUGUUUUGUAAAAGCACUUUAUGAUUACGAGGGACAGACAGACGACGAGCUGUCCUUCCCAGAGGGAGCAAUAAUCCGUAUCUUGAAUAAAGAGAACCAGGAUGACGACGGUUUCUGGGAAGGGGAAUUCAACGGACACAUCGGGGUCUUCCCAUCUGUACUUGUAGAAGAGCUAACUGCCUCAGAAAAUGGAGAGUCGCGGUGCAUUGCAGAUGUUCAGGUAUCUCCAUCUCCCAAGCCCCAGAAUUCUCUGGCUCCACUGCCACUGUAUGACCAGCCUCCAACCAGCCCUUUCCAUAGUCCUGACAAGAGAGGUUCCCAGUACUUCCCAAGAUCCCCAUCAACAAACGAGAACAGCUUCACUUCAAGCUCUCCUGGUUUCUCCCAGCCACCACGACCUCUUCCUGAAAGCACCUCAUAUGGCAAAUUGAGACCUGUCCGGGCCGCCCCUCCUCCUCCGACCCAGCCGCACCGCAGACCCACAGAGAAGAUCGAGGACGUGGAAAUCACUUUGGUGUGACUCAACGGGACGCUGUGCCUCGUAGCGCUACAAUCAAGACCGGAUAUUGUCCAUGUUUGGUCCGCUCUCUUUCUUGGGCACCUUUUGGAUGAUGGAAGAGACUUGCGAAAGAAAGAUCCAGGGGAAGCGGGAGGAUUUCCCAGAGACAUUGGGACGCACGGUGGCGGACUCUUCUUCCCAUCGUCAUGACUCUUUUGUGCCUUUUUUUAAUUUGUCGCUGUCCUUUGGUUUCACUUUAUAUCUCUGCCGCCCUUCCUCCUUUGAGCACAAAGCUGAAACAGAGGAAUAUAAAUGCCUUUACAGCUGAAUGUGGCGGAGACUCUGGAGAGUCCCCUCUUCCAUGGGCCAGUCCGCAAAGAGCGGCUUCCUUGGGGCAACGGCUACGUCCUUGAAGCCUCUUCCAACAAAUGGCACAGUAAGCCUGUUUUCCUUCCUCGUGGCACGGAGUGUGUCCUUGCCGCUUCUUGGGCGGGAGGAAACAGGAGGCGCUUAACUGGCGUUACAGGUUGGCGGCAAUAAAAGGCAAGCCGUUGCGUUUUUGUAUGGGGAGAGCCAGCGUGUAGACCGACCGGCCUGAAGUCAUAGCAUACGUAUACCAUGUGCAUUAGUACAGUAUAUUACUGUUUGCCAUAGGAAUGUGUUUAAAGUUUUUUUCUUUCCUCUUCCCAUUCAAGUAGCGUUACUUAAUCUGAUUAGGUUCGUAAUCAGAAUGUAUGGAAUAGAGAAGGGAACACCCAAGUGUAAAUUUCAGGAGAGGCUGGCUCCUCUCUGUCCCUCUCUCUUUCCGCCUUCCUCGGUCGCUCUCAACGGGCGGGAAAUUGUUCCACAAUGAAGGGAAAGCACUGCAGCUCGGCUUGUACGGGGCUGAUUCCUUCAACGUGCACCUCUUCCAAAAGUACCGGUCAAACCCGAACGCGGACGUUCCUUUUGUAUUGAUAUUUAUGCGGUGCGUUUAGUAAUAAACUAUCUACUACAGAAGUGCUGACCUUAGUCGCAACAACAUGUUUUUUUUUCCUUAGGAUAAGCAGGAUUUUCAUUGUACAGCCGGUAAUAGCCGUUGGUUUCCUUUUUUCCAGCAGAAUCCCCCCCUUUUUUUCUUUUUUUUGGUAUUUGGAUCACUCCUUAUCCCAGUUAUGGCUGUAUAGUUUACUCUCUGACAUUGAUGGUGUUUCUUGAGCCCUGGAACAUCCAGCUAGAGUUUUUUAAAAAAGAGUUUUAAUGUUUAGAGUACGGACGUGUGGUGUCUAGCUUUAGCGUUGGAUAGUUCUAGCAGAAGUCUCCACGCAAAAGCCUAUAGGGCCAGCUCAAACCCAGAGAAGUGGAUCGUAGUAGGGUUUUUCGCACACGGGAGAGUUUUGACAGAGGCGGCGGGGCAUUUCGUUCAUUCGUUUCACAAGACACCCAAGAGGUUUUGCUUUUUUGAAAGGUCUUAUAAAGAUGUACAGAUGUAUUUGGAAGAGAUAGUGGGUCAAAAGAGAUGAUGAUGAUGAUGAUGAUGAUGAUGAUGAUGAUGAUGCACAUACAGUGUUGACAGCAGUAGGUCCAUAAUGCUGUCUGUUAUUCUGGACCGAAGGGAGGGCUUCCAGCUUGAAAUCAGACAAAAAUCCCUGUGCCCUUGCAGCUCUUAGCAAUCAGAUUUUUUUAGGGUGGAUACUAGGAAUUGUAAAUGGGAAGCUUUUUUCUCUGAGUUUGAUGGAAGAAAUGUUUCAUGGUAAGUAACGACGAGGCAAAGUGAACAUAGAAGGAGGGAAAAAAUUGAGUUUCUGAUGCAAUGGUCUCCAAGAAGGAGGCAGGGGGCAAAGUGUAAACCAAAUCCCACCUCAAAGUGUUCACAGCCAAAGGGCUGGAAUUAUGAAAUAUGUUGAGAGCUCCACUGUUAAGUAAUAUUAGAAGAGCCCUCGUAUGUUCCUUUUCUUUCCCUCCUCCAUGCGGGUAGAGCGUACCAACUGUUAUUCCUCCCAUUUUGUGGCCUAAAGGACAACAACAUCUUUCCUCUUUUAAUUCUGCGGCCGCGUUUCGUGGAAUCGUCGUUCGACGAGGCUUUUCAUCUGAAACUUUGCACAAAUAGACUCUGGAAAUGCGACUCUUUGGUUUUUUGCCAAUUUCUUUUUUCUACUUCUUCUUCCUUUUCAUUGGCUUGGCCUGCGGAAGGGAAAGGCUGUUUGAAGCAUACUGGCAGCGUCUGCAGCAAUUGCCAAAUAUCCGGCAGAAGAAGAGUCUCUUGUGGGGAAGGGGAGGGUUUGCACCUUCUGUUCUGUUGAUCUGUUUGAGGUCCUUUUUUAAAAAAGUGUUUUAUCAAACUUAUUCUUAAGUUUUUUUUAAAAAAAGAAAGAAAACAAUUUUUUAAAGAACUGUAUUGCAAACAUUUUUAGAUGCUUUGUGCGGGGGAAAACGCCCCUCAGUGUUGCCAAUAUUAUUCAGACAUUCAAUUCGGGUUGGCCAGUUUUUCCUGCUUUCUUUUUUUCGUGUGCGUAUGUAAAUGUCCUUUCUUCCCCUCCCCAGACUCUCAAAAUUCAGAAAGUGUUAUUUAAAGAAAAAAAUCUCCUUAGUUAUAUUUUAAAAAUAUUUUCUGUAAGAGCUGCUAAUUUUUAUUUUAAAAAGAAAGUUGUAAAAAUGCGCCUCCUUUUUAAACUUCAUACAGGGCAUGCAAUAGAACGUAUCACCAUGUACAUACAGUGUCAAUACACUGAAAGCAGAACCUUGGGAGCUUUCUUUAUAUUGGCUGUAAAACUUUGUAUUUAUUAUGUAUAAAAUGUUGAAUAAUAAAAAAGUGGCUUUAAAUCAUU